AUGGGCUGGUUUUGGGCAGACACUCCCAAAUCGUCUCCUGCAGUCGUCGCACCAUCGAGUGCAUCACCUCCGCCAUCAUGUCCUAUGCACAAACCCUCGGAAUCAAACGCUGCGCCAUUCCCUCCUAGACAAGAUGCUCCUCAAUCCAUACCCUCCUCUUGUCCCGUCAGCCGGGACCCGAAGCAUCACCCACUCCUCAAGUCCCAAUCUCAGUCCUCGCCAUCCGUAACCGAAACGCAGCAUACAUCUUCUUCCACCUCCUCGACGUUGUCCAAACUCAAUCCUUUAAAUUUCAUGCCAUCACUCAGCAACGCCCGUCCGACAGAUUCGCCCCAGUCCAUCUCUCUCCCGCUCGACCGCGAAACCUCCACUAUCCCACGUGCCGAUAAUGACGAAAACUGGGAAUAUCCAUCACCUCAGCAGAUGUAUAAUGCCAUGCUCCGCAAGGGCUAUACAGACACCCCGGCCGAACACGUCGAGUCCAUGGUCGCCGUGCACAACUUCCUAAACGAAGGCGCCUGGCGUGAAAUCGAAGAUUGGGAACGGAUCUUCGCCCCCGGGCUCAGCCACGCAUGGGAGAUUUGUUCGAGAGGUGAAAAGGGCAUUGCGUUUGAAAGAGCAAAGCAGGAAUUCCUCGCCGCCCGCCGCGAAGCCCUAGGUCUCCCGCCAAGCCAGGAAGAAGAACAAUUCAAACCUAAGCUCGUCCGCUUCCAGGGGCGGCCGAAAGAGCCCUCACCCAAGGCCCGGAUGCUUGGGCUGAUGGGUAUGAUCAUGCCGGAGAAGUUUGGCGGUGAACCACCUUUUGACCGGCACGAUUGGUACGUGGCAAGAAGGAACCCGGACGGAACCGUCACCGAGGUUCGGUACGUGAUCGACUACUACAGCGGAGGCGUGCAAGCGACGGGCGAACCGGUCUUCUAUCUCGAUAUCAGACCCGCUCUGGACACACCGACUGCAGCGGUUGAGAGAGCCAUGCGGUGGGGUGGUGAUGUAUGGCACCGUGCCACCGGCGCUUCAGUCAGAGAAGCUGCGAAACGGGAUGCUGAAAACAACGGACGGUGA
This is a messenger RNA of Exophiala spinifera, 1062 nucleotides long. RefSeq lists its product as uncharacterized. The coding region runs from base 1 to 1062 and encodes 353 amino acids. The record is from RefSeq and is a predicted model, not a curated record. Gene Ontology annotation, cellular component: mitochondrion. Gene Ontology annotation, biological process: cytochrome c-heme linkage. Lineage: Eukaryota; Fungi; Ascomycota; Eurotiomycetes; Chaetothyriales; Herpotrichiellaceae. Gene Ontology annotation, molecular function: holocytochrome-c synthase activity. The transcript is spliced from 2 exons.